This is a messenger RNA of Lucilia sericata (common green bottle fly), 3573 nucleotides long. RefSeq lists its product as uncharacterized. Gene Ontology annotation, cellular component: presynaptic membrane. Lineage: Eukaryota; Metazoa; Arthropoda; Insecta; Diptera; Calliphoridae. Gene Ontology annotation, biological process: neuron-neuron synaptic transmission; neuromuscular synaptic transmission; clustering of voltage-gated calcium channels. The record is from RefSeq and is a predicted model, not a curated record.
GUUUUUUCUACUCAUAUUGUAUACUAGUUACUUACUAGUUAGUAUAUUACGAUUAUCGUGCCAGCUCAGACAUAAACUUUAAGUCUACGAACUAAAAAGUAUUCGAAUAUAUUGUGAGAGACGAUCGGAUGCUUUAGAUAUUCUAAUGACUACAGACUAACGGUACGGAAGGCAUUGACAAACGAGUUAUUCCUGCAACAGGCAUCUUUUCCCAUUUGUUCUUAAAAUAUCAAGACAUUCAAGAAACUCAAAUGAAAAAAUAAUCAAUUUCUAUAAAAAAUUAUAUUUGUGUAUAAAAAUGUAACAUUUAAAUAAAAUCCACUGGAAUAUUUAAAUCAAUUAAGUGCACAAUUUAUUUUUAAUGAGAUCUUUUUCUUUUGGUGAACAAUGAAAAUUUACAAUUUUAUUGUUAAACACUUACUGUGAAUUUAAUUUCUAACGUUUGUACGUGUCACUAAACGAAAACUGAAAAACGUGAUUCGAAAUUUUUUGUGAAAGAAAAAAUAUAACAAAUUGAAGCUGAGCCGGUGUUAUCAUCAUUGUAGCAUUUGGAAUUAACUUUGAAAAGAUCAGUAAAAUUACUAUCAACAUCUAAAAUUUCUUUAUAAAUUUUAAAACGGUAGAUGGAAAUGCUCAAAAAAAAAUCCAAGGAAAUUUUCCAAUAGAAACACUUUAAACUAAAUCUCAUUAUUUCCCUCUCCACCAACAGCGACAAAAUGACAAAUGUGCGAUAAUUGGAAAAUUUCUCGAAAAAGGAGAAAAAUAAAUAGUUUAAAAAUUAUUUAAGAUUUACAAAGCUAAUUAAAACAAUAACAAUUAUAAUCAGACAAGUAAAUAGCACAAACACUACAUCAAAUUGAGGGAGAUAAUAAUUUCGAAACCAAACUACAUAGGUACAUAACAAACAAAUAAAUAGUUACAACAACAAUAAAAAAUAGUAAACAAUUAUCAUAAUCAUCAAGCAUCAUAAACAUUUAAAAUUGCCCUUCUCCAUCAAACAGCACCAAUAAACAUUUCAACACAAACAUAGAGACAACAAAAAAGAUAUUGAGACAAAGGGAAACGGAAACCCUUUUAAACAUCAUGUUGUAUGUAUUAAGGUGGAAGGCACCUUGACAUUCUGUUAUUUUCACAUAUCCAGAGCAAGCGAGAGUGUUAGAAAAAGAGAGCAACAAAUAAUGAUUUUAAUUGCUUUACUAAUAUUGUAAAUGGAACUUAAAGCAAUUAAAUUAUAACUAUUUUUAAUGUCUAGAUGAUAAACAAAACAACCAAACCAAAUAUUUAACUAAACCAAAUAAAAAUAAAAGAAAAUAUUUUCUAGAAGAAGAUGUAUUCUAAUAAAUAAUUAAAUAUUAAACACAAAUUGUCUAUUUAUACUCCAGCAACUGCCUUAAAAUAUUAAAGAUUUUACAAAUCAAGGAGCCACAUAUCAAAACAAUAUCACGAUCACUAUGAUGCUUACUAGUGAUACGACACAUUCAAAUCUAUCCACAGCGCCAUGUCUUACAAGCUGCCACAAACCUCAACAUCAUCAACAUCAACAGCAAACAUUAACACUUCCUCCUCUACAGAAUGCACCUGCCACAAAUCACACAUCGACCUCCAAAAAGAAACCCCGAAGUCUACACGAUAUGUUACUCGAAACGCUAGACUGUGUGCUAUCAUGUCUAAUAGUAGCACCCUGUGUCAUUGCCUAUUGGCGCGGCACUUGGGAAUUAAUUGGUGUUCUAAUAUUUCCCAAGAGUGUACCUCUAUCGGCGCUCUGCUCAUUUCUCAUCGGAGGUCUGGGUCACAUGCUGUUCACACUGACACAACGUUUCUUUAUAGAUAACAUACAUCCGGACAAGCAUCGUCUUACCUUCUAUGUAUUUUCACGUUUUUACACCUUCAUCUUUGGCAUUGUGUGUGUGAAUAUGUGGAGAGGGUCAUGGGUACUAUGCGAUUGGUUGACUAGUGCCGAUUCGUUAAUUAUUAUUUGUGUAGUUACGCUGGUGGCCUUGUUGUUUCUAAUAGCUACUCGUACCGUACGAAAUUUGGGAGCUGCACCGUAUUCGGUUAUUAUGGAUCAUAAAAGCGAUUAUUUUGAAGUGGAAACCAUGUUUAAAGUUGGGGGUUUUCACCAGCCCGGCUUGUAUGUAAUGGAUACAUUGUUUUUCAUUGUUAUCGGUUCUCUGGUAGUCAUUGCUUGGAGAGGUCUCUGGGGCAUUAUGGAUCUAACACUGUAUCCGGAAGAUAGAGCGAGAUCUGCCUGGGGAUCAUUGAUCAUGGGUUAUAUAACGGUAUUCUUUACGUUUAUUUUGCAUCCGUUAGUACGUUGGGUAUGUAAACGCAUCGAUGGUCUAAUGAAAUUAGUGUUUUGUGAUGUUUAUUAUUUUGCCGAAUUCUUUGGAGCGGUGAAUGCCUGGCGUGGAAUAUGGGUACUUUUGGAUGUUUAUUUAUAUCCAGAUAAUCCUAUUUUAAGUUACUGGUUAACACAUCUGAUACCUUUCCUUAUAUUAGCCGCCUUGAAAUGUUCCAAUUCGAUAUUGGUGCGUGGUGUUUACAUAGAUGCCGAUGGCCCUGGCGGCGAAUGCGUCGACAUACCAAUUAAUUAUGUAAAAUUACAUUUUGAAAGGGAACGCACUAAGAAGCGCACAUCCAACCAAAUAUACUCUCAAUCUAAACCAAAUCUUAUAAUCAAAUCGCCCCACGACAAGGAGGCACAAUGUGUACUAAUUGAAAAACCAACGAAAUCUGAUAUAAAAAUUCAAUCUGGAAUGGAUGCAACACAAUUGGUUUAACCAUUUAACUGGGACUGAGUUACAAAACAAUUUAUAGAAAUGUAUUUCACAAAUACUUAAGAAAAAAUUAAAGAAAAUAACACUAAUUUGUUAUUUUGUCUCUUAGAAAAUUACCAAAAGCGAAAAAAAUGCCCUUAAAAUGUUUUGUUUUUAAAAUAAUAUUAAUUUAAUUAUUAAUUAAUUGCAUUAUCCUUACAACACUGUAGUAUAGAGUAACAAAUAAUUAUGUAAAAUUGUACAAAAACAAAUUAAGUGUAAUAAAUUAAGAUUAAUUAAGUUAUAAAACAAGAAACAUAAAGAAAUAUCCACUUGUUGCAAUUGCAAAAGUAAACUAAUUUAACUAUUAAGUUAGAAAAGAAAACUUUACAACGAACAAAAUAUGCCAUUUAAAAUUCAACAAAUUUUAAUUUCUACAUAGAUUUCUUACAACUAAAAGUAUUAAAUUAAAAGUAUAAUUAAUUCAAAAUCAUUUAAAACACCCCAAAGAAGAGAUUAAUUUUAAACAUUAAAAAUAAUUUAAAUCUCAAAAUAAUGUCCUUAUUAUCACAGAUUUUUUUUUUAAUUAUCAGGUUUCUUCUUUUUUGUUUAUAAUUAUUAUUUGUUACUCAUUGUAUUUUAUAGUUUUUAAGUUUUUAUUAUACAUUCCGUGUUGUUAACAAAAUUUAUUUUAUUAUUAUAAUUAUUUAGUUGAUAUUAAUUUUAUUGUAUAUGUAUGUAUUUAAAUGUAAUCUCUCAUUAUUAUUUAUAUGUCUGUAAGUAUGUACGAUUUUUUAGCAAAAUUUUAACAAAUUAA